GAGGGCAUAGAGAAAUUGGGAGCUUUACCCGCAUUCCAGCAUUGUUUAGGCCCAGUCGUUCAUCGGUAGACCCGCGAUGAGCUCAACCGGUUUCCGUCCUAGUAGCUUGCUGGGCAAGAAGAAGGAAGACGAGGAAGCCAUUCUCAAGAGCUACAAGUCGUACACCGAGACCGACGACACCGAAGACACCGACAUACCGGCCGCGGUCUCACCUGCCCCUCCCACAACCCUCGGUUUUGAAGGAGUCCAACCUGAUAAUGCCGCAGUAGCGAACCCUCAGGAGAUUGAGAUGGCUGAGAGCCACAUGGGAGCGCCUACUGACAAGGAGGACCAGCCACUUCAUGAAGGGCACCUUUAUCCGAAUUUGCUCGCACAAACGGAUGAUGAUGAACUUCCAGAGUCCCCGGCCAAGAAGGACGAUAACAAGGUCAACGACCUCUUCUUCAAGGAUGGCAAGCGACGUAUCGACUUUGUCCUGGCCUACCGCAAGCAGGAGAGUGAAGAGAGAGAGGAGAAGAGGGUGAAGAAGAGGCAGAACUUUGAGGCCAAUCUCAUUGACGAAGGACUUCAGCUCGAGUAUGAGAACUCAGAGGGGCCGGAGCCGAAGGAAGAUGACCCUGAAUCCCACGACGGUCGAACGUUCUUUGUCAAGGUUCAUGCUCCCUGGGACCUGAUGACUCGCUAUGCUGAGGAACUCAAGAUCAAGAUGCCCAUCGAGGAAAACAACAUGGAGGAGCCAGUUAAUGUAUUCAACUGCAUUGACAAGCUGUGGACUCCCUUUGAGCUGAGCGAGGAGUACGUGAAGCCUGAGCCUGAUGUCUUCACAGCCCCGUUCAUCAGGGACAGAGCCUCUGAGUUCAUCAUGGAGAGCCAGGAUACCUUCUUCCCCAACAACAUCCGCAACCGUGUGGUGUACGAGAUCUUAGAGAGGAUGCGUUACGAUGCAAAUGAUCCAGCCAAGUUUGGAAUCGAUCAUCUGAUCGCUAACGGAUCCUACUUCGCUGCCUACCCACUUCACGAGGGAGAUUACAAGAGCAAGCACUCCCUUCUGACCCAUGGCCCUCAGAACGAUAGACAUCUUCCAGCUUGGGCACGACCCAAUUUUAGAAAUCUGCUGUACGAAGAGUGGGCAAGGCCAGGAAGAUGGUACAAGAAGCAACCCCUCGAUCUGAUCAGGCGCUACUUUGGUGAGAAGAUUGGUAUCUACUUCUGUUGGCUGGGAUUCUACACUGAGAUGCUGACAUGGGCAGGCUUUGUAGGUCUGAUUGUCUUUCUCUAUGGAUGUAUCUCUCUACCCAGCAGUGUGGUUGUGCAAGAGAUCUGCGACGGAACCGAUAUCAUCAUGUGUCCUCUGUGUGACCGACGAUGCCCGUACUGGACGCUAUCUGACAGUUGUUUCUACUCGAAGUUGACGUACCUGUUUGAUAAUGAAGCGACCGUCUUCUUUGCCUGCUUCAUGUCCCUCUGGGCCACCAUGUUCUGCGAAUUCUGGAAAAGAAGGCAGAACACGAUUGACUACGACUGGGACUUGUUUGGCUUUGAAGAACAGGAGGAGAACAUUCGUCCUGAGUUCGAGGCCAAGGCCCCAGACAGGAGAGUCAGUCCCAUCACCAACCUUCCCGAGAAGUACAUGAAGUUCUCCAAGCGCUUCCCUCGAUUUUCGACGUCCGUUCUUACAAUUGCAUUCAUGAUUCUGCUCGUUAUGGCCGCCGUGAUGACCGUCAUCGUCUACAGGAUCGUCGUCAAGACGGCCAUCUUCGCCAUCGAUCAGGAAUUCAUCUCUUCGUACGCCUCCAUCAUCACCUCGGUUACGGCUUCCAUGAUCUCGCUCAUCCUCAUCAUGAUCCUGCAGAUACUGUACGAGCGUAUUGCAGUUUGGCUGACUAAUCUGGAGUUGCACCGUACGGAGACAGAGUACGAAGACAGCUUCACCUUCAAGAUGUACCUCUUUGCAUUCGUCAAUUACUACUCUACCAGUUUUUACAUUGCUUUCUUCAAGGGCCGCCUACCCGGUACCCCAGCUGACUAUGGACGUGUUUUCGGAAUAUGGCGUCAGGAAGAGUGUGACCCUGCUGGAUGUAUGCAAGAACUCUUCAUUAAUAUUGCUAUCACUAUGUGCGGAAAGCAAUUCUUCAACAACUUCAUGGAGCUGGCUAUGCCUGUCCUGAUGAACUUCUGGCGUUCUCGUACCGGUCGCAAGGAGGAGAAGAGCGGCAAGGGACGUUAUGAGCAGUGGGAACAGGACGCUGACCUGGCCGAUCUUGGACCACGAGGGCUCUUCAAGGAAUACCUCGAGAUGGUCGUUCAGUUUGGUUUCUCCACCAUCUUUGUGGCUGCUUUCCCUCUGGCUCCUCUCUUCGCUCUUCUGAACAAUCUCGUUGAGGUCCGUCUCGAUGCCUACAAAUUCAUCUCUCAGCUCCGACGACCAGUCGCCAAGAGAGCCCAGGAUAUCGGUGCUUGGUAUGCAAUCCUAGUCACCGUUGGAAACCUGUCUGUCUUAACCAAUGCCCUUGUCAUUGCCUUCACGUCCGAGUUCAUCCCGCGUCAAGUCUUUAAGUAUUACUACGGAGGACCCGAGGCAACGCUCAACGGCUAUACCAACUGGUCGCUCUCCUACUUCAACACCGUGGACAUGCAGAAUGAUUCUAAGCCCACAGAUCCGAGUUACCCCAGGGUUGGUGAUGAGGACACCACGGACCCCAACUAUGGAUUGAACGUAUCCGUAUGCAGAUACCGUGGUAACUACGAUGAACAUUAUAAUGUCACCUUGGACUACUGGCUGGUCAUCGCCAUUAAGCUGGCCUUUAUCCUGCUCUAUGAGCACGUCAUCAUCUUCGUGAAGAUGGUGGUGGCGUACGUCAUCCCGGACAUGCCCGACACCGUCAAGAACCAGAUCAAGAGGGAAAACUUCCUUGCCCAGCAGGCGCUACAUGAGCUUACCUUAAGCAAGGGUAUGGCUACUAAGUCUCAGGAAGCGGCCAUGCCCCUUGGGGCAAGUGGGAUGGUAUAAUCAACAGGGGCGCGGUGGGGUGGGGUGGGAUGGGGAUUGGGACCGCACCCAUUCUGUCAAACUUUAAAAACAGUCACCAACCUUAUAUCAUAGUUUACAAUCCGAAGGGCAAUAGCGUAGACUGGAGAAAAAGCUUGAAUAGGGCCAUCCUUUAUCUUCAAAAGAGUUUAGAAUGUAAUUUAAGAGCAAAGAUUCCUCCUCUUUACUACCCCAUCCCCAUAUCAUUUAGAUAAUCAUUACCAAAAAAAAAUAUAAUAAUAAUCAUCCUUGACUAAUUUAUGUUUUGGCAUUAUUUGGAUGCACAUUGCAUGUUUCAUUAAUUUGAAUCACUUUGAAUGUUAAUGAAAUAUUGUUUUAUUACGGUGAGGGCUUUUCCUGUCUUGCUUUAUUUCGAUUUAUUGAUUUGAAUGACUUCUCUGGAUGCAGAUGGUCUCAUCUAGAUUUUCGAUGACAAUUUUUCAUUCCAUGGUGAGGAGACAAUUUCAGCGUUGUCUUAAUGAUCUUCAUGAAAUUUAUUUUAGAAAUUUGAAAGUUGAAUUUGAAACAUUUUCAGAUAUUCAGGGUUGUGUUUACAUGUAUAUUGUACAGUUUUAUUGAAACGAUGAAUAGUUUUAGAUUGGUUGCAUUUUUAUAUCUCUACCUAUAUGUAAGUUUGUGAUAUAUAGCCAUUAAAUUGAUAUAUAUGAUAUGUCGUUGUAAUAUGUGCGUGUAUUCACCACUAACUGUAUAUAGAUUUACAUAUUCUUAUACCUGUACGUUAUUUGGGAUAUCAUUGUAAGCAUAUUAAUGGUAAUGCAUGCAUAAAUUAAUCUUUAUGAAUAUAAUUUGCAUGUUAAUUAGGGACUGGCUAUUUUUACAGUAAAUUUAUGGUUCGUUUUAUUGAGUUUCCUACCCCCGAUAUAAGGUGUUCUCUUUAAACAAUUUGAAGAACUUUUGUAGUUUAUGUAUGAAUAAUAAUUAUAUAAAUAAUGAAUUGAAUGAAAUUCAUUCAUAAUCAACUUUUCUUGCAUCUUUAGCCAUGUAAUGAUGUUUUUUUUGGUGACUUUGAAUUUAAAAUUGAACAAUUUAUGAUGAUAUCUGGAGUUAAGUCAAGAAGUACAUAUUGCAACAACUCGAGUACAAACUAAAUAUGCUCCUCGUAUUUCAUCUUGAGUUUUUGUUAAGAUAUUUUAACUUGUUAUAUUUAAAGGACUUUUUUUCAAAAUUGAGAAAGAAAAUAGAAAAUUUGUGUCUUUUUACAUGAAAUUCGGAUCAAAUCGGUUAUCAAUAACCAACAUGUUUGUUGAUACGGGGAAAAAAUAGUUUUUAUGUUUUGUUGUAAUAGGCUAUUUUCGUAAUAGUAGCCCAAUUUAAUGCAAACGUCUUUACAAAGACGUAUGCAUUAAAUUUGGUUACAUUACGAAAAUGGCUUAUUGCAUUGACCAAAUUCUGUAAUCAUAUUUGUAGUGUCACUGUCUUUCAAACUUUGUUUCAAAAUGUGCUUUUUUAUCUUCUUAGGAAUGAAAGUGUGUUGUCUUUUGUUUAGAAUAUCAUUUAUCGUCUUUUAGCCUCAGGAACAAUUUCCUUUUCUUUUUCUUCUUCAUUGGGCUGUCUCAAACUAUAAAUCUCUUGUUAUGUAUGAGAUGUUGUCUUAUAAUUAGUUCAUUUUCAGUAAUCAUUUUUGAUUUUACGAAAACACAUCCAUGUACAAUGUACUUGAUUCAAACAUGGUGCCUGUUUUGGGAUAUUAACAUCAAAAUCUUCCAUUUUUGUAUUUUAUUCUUAUUUCAUUUUAUAAUUACAGACUUUUUUGUCGGAUGAUCUUUUUCACUGUCAUUUGACACAUACUCUGGCCUCAGAAAUGUAUAUUUGUAAGAAUGGAAAAGAAAGUUUUGCAAACUGAGCUCUGUACAUAUUCAGCUCCCCUCUCCUUUUAUGCUAAAUGAAAAUAUAAAUCAUAUUAUUAAUACCAUGUCGACAUAUGCAUAGGGCGGUGUACUUAUCUGGUUAUUUUUCUUUCUCUUUGGAUAUUAUAUAACUUGUAUCAUUAUGUUAAGAUGCUAUUUAGGGCAUACCAGUAUGUAAACGUAUAUGCCGUAUAGGCGACUCUAAUUUUAUCCAUAGAAUUGUGUCAAAAACUCUAUGGUAAAAACUGAGGCUCGUAAAACAGUUCAUCAAUUAAUUUCAAGUGCAUGUAUGAAAUUCGAUAUAUGCUAAUAUCUAUAUAUUCAUAGCUAGUUCAUGCAUUUUAAUAAAUUAAAUCAAAUUGUACUUGCAUGU
Strongylocentrotus purpuratus (purple sea urchin) is the source of this 5269-nucleotide messenger RNA. RefSeq names its product anoctamin-4-like. The transcript is spliced from 29 exons. Lineage: Eukaryota; Metazoa; Echinodermata; Echinoidea; Camarodonta; Strongylocentrotidae. Gene Ontology annotation, molecular function: protein dimerization activity; chloride channel activity. Gene Ontology annotation, cellular component: plasma membrane. Gene Ontology annotation, biological process: chloride transmembrane transport. The coding region runs from base 77 to 3010 and encodes 977 amino acids. The record is from RefSeq and is a predicted model, not a curated record.